Molecule: messenger RNA, 4150 nt
Organism: Plodia interpunctella (Indianmeal moth)
Lineage: Eukaryota; Metazoa; Arthropoda; Insecta; Lepidoptera; Pyralidae
Gene: Ca-Ma2d
Product: Ca[2+] channel Muscle-specific alpha2/delta subunit
Exons: 19
Coding region: 350-4075 (1241 amino acids)
Cellular component (GO): voltage-gated calcium channel complex
Molecular function (GO): voltage-gated calcium channel activity
Source: RefSeq, a predicted model, not a curated record
GCCACACGCCGCCACAAGCAGCGCCACGCACGCCGCGGAAAAUAUCACGGACAACACGCACGUAAAAAUAAAAGAAAAACUCCAAACCCACAAUAAGUAGUGUUGUGACUUUAUCUAGCAUAGUGCAAAUCCCUAGUGCUACUACUUUCAAAACUAAAAAAAGAAACUAUUUAUAACCUCGUUAAAAGUGACUAAUUGUUGUGCCGUUGCUUCGGUAGUGGCCUUGUUGCACCGAUGGCUUACGAGUUUAACAAUGUUACACAGUUUAGCCUUAAUGAGUAACAAAUAGAGUAACGGUGUGCCUUAUAGCGUAAUGUUGUCUUGUUAGUGCGCGUGAUUCGAAAUAAAUAUGCGGUGUUUGAGUUGGAGCCUCCUGGUAGUACUGUUGGUAGUUCCCGAACCUGUACCGGCUUGGAAAGGCGAUAUAGUAAAGGCAUGGGCGAGGACACUGGGGGACGAAGUAUGGAAGCUCAGCGAAGCUUUGACCAAGUCUGAACAGAUAAGAAUAAAAUAUAAACAAAUGAAUGCAAGCGUUAAGAAGAAAGAUGGUAAACAAAUAUUAGAGUCAUCACUGCGCUCUGUCAGCACCAUGCUGCAACGGAAAAUUAAAGCUGUGAAGUGCAUUCACGCAACUGCACAAAGACUGGCGCAAGAAUUCAAUGAUUCGAUGACAGAAGAUCCAAAUUUCGACUUGAAAUAUUGCUCUUCGAAGUAUUCCAACUUCGAGUACGAAGACGAGAAGGCGGCCGAAGCCGCAAACAAAUACGAGGUCUCCACACCGCGGUUUGCUAAGGAUAACCCAAACUACCUGAAUAUUUCUUUGGAAAAAGAUUCCCAUUUCUAUGACAUAAGCGUCAACACCAAUAUUAGUUGUGUGCAUGUGCCUACUAAUAUUUAUUACAAAGAAAAAGACGCCCUAAAUGCAAUUCUAUGGUCAAAAGGUCUCAAUGAAAUGUUCACAAAGAAUUAUCAAUCCGACCCAUCAUUGUCAUGGCAAUACUUCGGCAGUUCUCACGGUAUACUUCGCUUCUACCCCGGGAUGCCAUGGAAUAGAAAAGAAGUGGAUACAUACGACUGUAGAGUCAAGUCUUGGUACAUCGAAGCUGCAACGUGUUCAAAGGACGUCAUUAUUCUCUUUGACGUCUCGGGGUCAAUGACUGGUUUCAAAAAUUAUGUAGCUAGGAGAACAUUAGAGUCCUUGUUAGACACUCUAUCUAAUAAUGAUUAUGUGAACGUGUAUACGGUGAAAAAUGAAACGCGUGAUGCAAUCAGAUGUUUCGAUGACCUAGUGCAAGCCACUCCGGAAAACUUGAACACUAUAAAAAACAUUUUGGAACCAACGGACAAUGGGAAAAAUCACAAAGUCCCUUUGGAAGGAAAUGCCAACUUAACACGAGCAUAUGAAAGAGCUUUUGAGCAGUUAAGAGCGAAAAGACAAUUGAGGAGAGAAGACUGUGACGUGAGCAGUACUCAAGGCUGCAAUCAGCUUGUGAUGGUCAUUACGGACUAUGUGCCAGGGAAUCUGAGCGAAGUGUUUGAGAAGAACAAUCGAGAAGUGGUGGACGGCAAGACGUACAUACCUGUGAGGGUGUUUACGUACCUUAUAGGGAAGGAAGUAACCAAUGUUCCGGAGAUUCGGGGAAUGGCUUGUCAGAAUCGAGGUUACUUCGUUCACAUUCACUCUGUGGAGGAAGUCCAGCAGCAGGUGUUGAAAUACAUCAAUGUGAUCGCGCGCCCCAUGAUCCUGGAAGGGGAGGAUCCACCUCCCACUUGGACCCACGCUAAUAUAGAUCAAACGCGGACGGCGAAAUGGGACGUGAGCAGUGACGUUGAUAAGCCGGAUGAAGACAAGCUGGUGACGUCGGUGGCCAUCCCCGCUUUCGACUUGAAGUACAAUGCUGAGAACAAUGACGCCAUGCUGCUGGGAGUGGCCGGUACCGACGUGCCGAUCGACAGCAUCGCCAAGCUGGCCCAGCCUCAUCAGCUUGGAGUCAACGGCUACUCAUUUAUAGUGAGCAACAAUGGGUACUUAUUGCUGCAUCCGCUUUUGAGGACUACGAUAAACGAUGAACUGCAAGCGAACUACAACAGCGUGGACUUUGUGGAAGUAGAGCAAGUGGAUGACGGGAAGGGUCCCCGGGAGCUGGGCGAUGAGAUCAAGCGGCUGCGAGAAAGCCUGGUGGAUGGCGACCAUGGCGAGAUGCGCGGCGUCCGGGUGCUCUUUCACUAUGACGACAUGAGGAGGAUUUUCCGCGUGAGUCACAAUUAUUUCUUCAACAAACUGGAAGGCACGCCGUUUUCCAUGGGCAUAUCGCUGCCCACGCAGUAUGGGGACACGGAGCUCAUGCUGAAGGACAACCCAUUGGAGGCGAAGCAGGGGAAAGAACUCACGGGCAUCAACGUCACUGACUACUUCCGGUUCAGCUAUAGGGUACAUCCAGAUUGGGUCUACUGCAAGUACCACUAUUUGGAAGGUCACGAGUCUGACAACGCUGAGGAAGAAAUAUGGAAAUUCCUCGUCAACUUAUCCAUGAAUAAGACUGACAUAACGAAGAAACAAUACUCUGAAGAUAUUACGAACAACGAAUUUGAUGUUAAAAAACAUUGCGAAAAAGCUACACCCCUGGAAAAGGACGAUUACUAUUGCAACGAAGACUUAGUGAAACAAUUAGUAUUUGACGCCAAACUGACCGCGCCGUACUUCAAGACCUGGUCAGCUUCCAAGGAGGAGUGGGGCUUGGCUGAGAAGUAUAAUGUGAGUGUCAGAUUCAUUGCCACUUCGAGCGGUCUCACACGAUGGCACUACAUCUUUGAAGAGGACAAGAAUGAAGUCGUUGAUGAUUUUGGGAAUAGCCAUAAAAAUUUUACCGAAAAAGUAUUCGGAGACAAGUACAUCCUGGCUAUAGAAGAAACCUGGUACAAGGCGGCAGUAUUACAGCACAUGAUCAACGAAGAAUCUUUAGUAGUGGCCACUAGACUCCCGAUUUUAGACGAGAUCAUCAAGGAGCGACCACCAGUGCAGAAUGAAGACGGUGACAUCACUAUGACGGCUAGUUACGCUAUAUUCUACAAGGAUGGAGAAUCUGAAACGCCUGCUUCGGUGGUCGGAUUUCAGUUCUCGUAUUUAAGUUUCCAGAAGAGAUUCGCUGAAAUCACUAACAUGACUACAGAACCGGAGUUCACUUGUGAAGGUAACCGGUACCAUUGCUACGUCAUAGACAGCUCAGGCUACAUAGUGUUGUCCAAGGAGAUUGAGGACGUGGGCCAGUUCUUCGGGGCACUCGACCAGAACACCAAGUUUGUGAUGCAGUCCUUUCUGGAGAAGCAGGUGUUUGAGCACGUAGAUGUUUAUAACUACCAGGCCUUAUGUCCACCGGAAGACUUGAAGAAAACUACAGGAAACGCUUGGAAUUUGAAUACGCCAUUUAGUUUAGCAGCAAAUUUCCUCCGCUGGUUGGUGAUAGAAGCAGUACUGCUUGUGUCCAACUUGUCUCAAAGUUGGGAGACUCUCGCGGCCAGCAUCGUUGUUGAUGAUGACUACGAUGAACUCAUAAUCGGGUCCACAGAGGAGCCGGUGACCACCACUCAAGUGCCUGUCAAAAAUGAAUCCAUACACGUCAAGGAAGACGAAAAUGAGAAACCUUUUUCAUGCGACCAUCGAAUUACAUUGUACAUUUUGAAUCAACGAUUAUUUGUGGAAUCAAUGGGUGCGUUUCCAAUCGUAAGCGAAGAUAAACCUGGAGAUUGUCUUCCUCGCUACUGGGCUUCGAUCGUUUCGAAGACGAAUCUGCUCUUAGUUGUGGUGGAUAGUAAGGAUACAGACUACGGAGAGAACUGUACAACAGUGCCGCCGUCAACGAAGCCCAAGGUGACAGAGGAGUCCAGAGAGAGUGGCGAGCCGUGCCAUAAGUUGGAGCUUGGGCAACUGAAACGAAGAAGACUUGAAGGAUGCUUUACUUAUCAUGAAGGGGAAAGGAACAUAACAGCAUGCGGCCUUGGCAGCAAGACCCACGCAGACCUCACCCUGCUGCUCACCACCCUAUUUCUAGCGGCUGUAGCUAGGCUCUCGUCGUGAUAGGCUUAGGGUUCACGUCCACUGUCCAAUACAUUUGUACCUUUGUUACUUUCUCAAUAAAAUUUGUUGCACCUA